CGGCCGUUCCGCGUGACCGCGAGCAUUCCGCAGUCCCCGCAAAGCACCCUUCUCAGUCGUCAUGUGGCCUCUCAUUCGUGGCUGGCCAACUUUGACGGCCAACACCAUGCAAUCGCCCCGAGCGUAGCCGCGCCCAGCCUAUUCUUGCCAGUCCCACGCAAAGCGUCACUCUCGUGCAGACUGACUGGUCACAGCAAAUGUGCCGCGCUGAACCGAGCGUCUGCCAGACUGGUAUUGUAUGAUUGACUGGCUCUGGUGAGCAAGCGUCAUGCUCUGCUUUAAGAGAGUGUCUUGUCUUUGAUUGAUCACUCACGUGUGUCCAUGGUUCGGUAACAACACCAAGAUGCUCAACGCCGUGACAUUGACCGCCGGCCUCCUUGGCCUGGGCGUCUUCUACGUCCUGACCCUCGCUGUCUACCGGCUCUACUUCCACCCCCUCGCCAAGUAUCCCGGCCCUCGCGUCGCCGCCCUCACCAACGCCUACCAGCUGUACCACGCAUACCGCGGCGACCGCCAUCUCGAGUUCUGGCGCCUGCACCAAAAGUACGGCCCCGUCGUGCGCUUCGGCCCCAACCACAUCAGCUUCAACUCGCGCGCCGCCCUCAAGGACAUUUACGGCUUCAAGAGCAACGUCCGCAAGAGCGAGUUCUACAAUGCCUUUGCCCACCCCGUCGCCAACACGCACAACACUCGGGACAAGCAGGUCCACGCCCGCAAGAGGCGCGUCCUCAGCCAGGCCUUCUCGGACAGCGCCAUGCGGGGCAUUGAGCGCUACAUCCUGCAGAACGUGCGCGCCUUCACCGAGCAGAUCGGCGUGGGCGCCUCGGACGAGCGCAAGGGGUGGACGACGCCCAAGCUCAUGAGCGACUGGUGUAACUACCUCGCCAUGGACAUUCUCGGUGACCUCUCGUACGGCAAGGCCUUCCACAUGCUCGAGAAGCCUGACAACCGCUUUGCCCUCGGCCUCGUCGAGGCCGCCACCACCCGCCACCUCAUCUGCGGCACCAUGCCCGUCGUCGACAAGCUCAAGGUCGACAAGUUGCUCUUCCCCAAGCUCGCCGCCGGCCGCGCCCGCUACAUGGCCUACAGCAAGGGCCAGCUCACCGAGCGCACCAAGCUGGGCGAGGACACGGACCGCCGCGACUUCUUCUACUACCUCCUCAAGGCGCGCGACCCGGAAACCGGCCAGGGCUUCAGUAUCCCCGAGCUGUGGGCCGAGUCCAACCUGCUCAUCAUCGCCGGCUCCGACACCACCUCGACCGCCAUGGCCGCCACCCUCUUCUACCUCGUCCGCAGCGAGCACGCCCUGCGCAAGGUCACCGACGAGGUCCGUCGCGCCUUUUCCGACGUCGAGGAGAUUGUCCAGGGCCCCGCCCUCGCCUCCUGCACCUACCUCCGCGCCUGCAUCGACGAGGCCAUGCGCCUCUCCCCCUCGGUCGGCGGCAUCCUCCCCCGCGAGGUCCUCCCCGGCGGCGCCCGGGUCGACGGUCACGAUAUACCCGCCGGCACCGUCGUCGGUGUCCCCCACUACACCAUCCACCACAACGAGGAGUACUACCCGGACCCCUUCAGCUACAACCCGGAGCGCUGGCAGCCGGGCGCCAAGUCGAUCCAGAACGGCGCCCUCGUCACCGAAGACGCCGUCGCCGUCGCCCAGAGCGCCUUCUGCCCCUUUAGUGUCGGACCACGCGGCUGCAUCGGCAAGGGUCUUGCUUAUGUCGAGAUGAGCACCACCCUGGCCAGGACCAUCUACCUGUAUGAUAUGCGUCGCGCGGUGGGCGCGCGGGAUCCGGGUGAGGGCCAGGUGGGUGCUGAGUUUGGCAGACACAGGCCAAGCGAAUUCCAGCUCGUGGAUACGUUUACGAGUGCCAAGCAGGGGCCUCUGAUUGAGUUUAGAAAGGCGCAGCAGGACUAAAAAAAGGUGAAAGAGUAGGGAAGCGCGUGGCGAGCCAGUUAUGGCUGCGCGAUUAUGAAUGAUGAAGCACAUGCAUGCAUGGUGUCUUGUUCUGAUCUUGUGUAUCUUGGGCAACGGCCACCCAGGGAGGGUGUUUCAAUCUCGGCAUUCGCCAGUCUAGCAAGUAAUUAGCUGAAUAUCUCAUGAUGAUGGGUCAGUUCACGUGCCAAUCAGUCUGAGGUUCUCUUCGUCAUGUCCUGGGCCCUUGAUUC
Molecule: messenger RNA, 2166 nt
Organism: Emericellopsis atlantica
Lineage: Eukaryota; Fungi; Ascomycota; Sordariomycetes; Hypocreales; Bionectriaceae
Product: cytochrome P450
Exons: 2
Coding region: 344-1915 (523 amino acids)
Molecular function (GO): iron ion binding; oxidoreductase activity, acting on paired donors, with incorporation or reduction of molecular oxygen; monooxygenase activity
Source: RefSeq, a predicted model, not a curated record